Messenger RNA from Nannizzia gypsea CBS 118893, 411 nucleotides. RefSeq names its product Mrsp1. The transcript has 3 exons. Bases 1 to 411 code for a protein of 136 amino acids. NCBI's taxonomy places the organism in Eukaryota, Fungi, Ascomycota, Eurotiomycetes, Onygenales, Arthrodermataceae. The record is from RefSeq and is a predicted model, not a curated record.
AUGGCCAUCAAGAUGCUCUAUGCUCUCUCCCUCCUUGUUGCCUGUGGCAUCGUCUCCGCUCUCCCUGUGGAAGACAUCGGUGUUACUGCAACUGCCACUACCGGCGAUCUGUCCGGGAGGGGAACCAUAUACUAUCAGUAUGGAGCAGCAGGUUCCUGUGGCGCCGUGCACGGAGAUGGAGACUACAUUGUUGCUCUAGGCCCACACUACAUGAAAGGCCCCAACAGCCCUUACUGUGGUAGACGUAUUUUUGCUAAGAACACCAACACCGGAAAGUCCGUCACCGUCACCGUGGCUGAUACCUGCCCAACCUGCGGACCUGGAGACGUUGACUUAGCCCUUGGCCCGUGGAAAGCCUUGACCAACAAUGCGGCCCCUGGAGUUUUCCCCGUCUCCUGGCAUUUCUCUUAA